AAUAGAUUCAGAGUUGACUAAGCGUAUUCAACCAAAAGGAUCUUACCAUAUUUCCCAAUACUCUUUUGCCACAGGCGCACCAAUUUCAGGCUCUGCAGUUGAUCAAGUAGACCAAGUUGUUGGUUAUGUGGGUUCAGGAUACCCUUUUGGUGUUAUGGCCCCGAUGCUAUUCCGACGGCACCACAAAGCUAUUCUGCAGUCACCAAAAGCAAAACUAUUUGUUAUGGGAACUCGGGACGGGUUUACCAGUGUACUGAAAAACAAACUCCAUUGUGCAGCAGGUCGUGUCCUGACACACCUUAUCGAGGGAGUAAGCCACUUCCAAAUGGAAGGUCCAGCGUAUGAUGCUCAGAUGGCUAAUCUGAUCCUGCAAUUUAUUUCGUCCUUGUAG
Molecule: messenger RNA, 391 nt
Organism: Ilex paraguariensis (yerba mate)
Lineage: Eukaryota; Viridiplantae; Streptophyta; Magnoliopsida; Aquifoliales; Aquifoliaceae
Source: the annotation of a GenBank genome assembly